UGCUGCACCGCGCUCGCGUCGUUCCACUGCUGUCACUUUGCCGAUGCGAGAAUCGCCCAGCAGCAUCUCAGCCGAGCAGCAGCGCAAAAAAUGCACUGAAAUACGCAUCUUAGGACAUUUCCACCCUCUUUCGUUUUGCCAUGAGGGCGUGUGAUGGGAAUAACGGGGAUGUUCGCACCGGAUUACGUCCCUUUAUUUUGAGAGAAAUGCGGAUUGUUUUGUGCUCGAGGUGUUAACGCAGAAAAAAAUAAUAACUAAAUUAGAAAAAUGAAGAAGCAAUUCAAUCGGAUGCGACAGCUCGCCAACCAGACUGUUGGCAGGGCAGAAAAAACAGAGGUACUGAGUGAAGACCUGCUGCAGGUGGAGAAGCGUUUAGAUCUGGUAAAGCAGGUCUCUCAUAGCACACAUAAGAAGCUGACCGCCUGUCUGCAGGGGCAACAAGGCACUGAUUUAGACAAGAGAUCAGUCAAAUCUCCCUCGAAAAAGUUGCCCCUGACGAUACUUGCUCAAUGUAUGGUGGAGGGAGCGGCUGUGUUAGGAGACGACUCUCUUCUUGGUAAGAUGCUGAAGCUCUGUGGUGAGACAGAGGAGAAGCUGGCCCAAGAGCUGCUCAUCUUUGAGUGUCAGAUUGAAAGAGAUGUUGUGGAGCCCCUAUAUGUGCUGGCUGAGGUGGACAUUCCGAACAUUCAGAAACAGCGAAAACAUUUAGCCAAACUCGUCCUGGACAUGGAUUCUGCGAGGACACGGUGGCAACAGUCAUACAAAUCUUCAAGUCACCCUAGUAAUGUGCAGCAGGGCGGCGCUAAAUCAGAUUCCCUGAGAGAGGAAAUGGAGGAGACGGCCAAUCGGAUGGAGAUCUGCAGGGACCAGUUAUCAGCGGACAUGUACAACUUUGUGGCCAAAGAAAUAGACUAUGCAAACUACUUUCAAACGCUCAUAGAGGUUCAGGCAGAGUAUCACAGGAAGUCUUUGGAGAUUCUGCAGAGUGUGCUGCCACAGAUCAAAGCUCACCAGGAGGCCUGGAUAGAGAAGCCAUCGUAUGGAAAGGCCCUAGAGGAACAUCUAGCAAUCAGUGGCAGGGAGAUUGCGUUUCCUAUCGAGGCGUGUGUCACCAUGCUGCUCGAAUGUGGCAUGCAGGAAGAGGGUUUAUUUCGGGUGGCCCCCUCGGCCUCCAAGCUGAAGAAACUGAAGGCAUCACUGGACUGCGGGGUCAUGGAUGUGCAGGAGUACUCGGCCGACCCACAUGCCAUCGCAGGAGCCUUGAAGUCUUAUCUUCGUGAACUUCCUGAACCUCUAAUGACCUUUGAACUCUAUGAUGAAUGGAUUCAAGCUUCAAAUAUUCAAGAUAUGGAUAAAAGACUGCAAUCCCUUUUGUGUACAUGUGAGAAACUACCAGCGGACAAUCUGAACAACCUCAGAUAUUUAAUCAAAUUCUUAGCCAAACUCACGGAGCAUCAAGACUCUAAUAAAAUGACACCAGGUAAUAUUGCAAUAGUUCUUGGACCCAACCUGCUAUGGACACAUUCAGAAGGGAACAUGACGGAAAUGAUGACCACCAUGUCCCUGCAAAUCGUCGGCAUCAUUGAGCCGAUCAUCCAGCACGCUGACUGGUUCUUCCCUGGAGAUAUUGAGUUCAACCUGACAGGCAGCUAUGGCAGCCCGGUCCACACCAACCACAACUCCAACUACAGCUCCAUGCCCUCGCCUGAUAUGGACCAAUCAGAGCGCAAGCAGCAGCAUGACCAGAGCCGACGCCCACUCAGUGUUGCCACCGACAACAUGAUGCUGGAAUUCUACAAGAAGGAUGGCAUUAGGAAAAUUCAAAGUGUGGGUGUCAGAGUCAUGGACACAUCGUGGGUGAAGGGCAAAAGUUCCUCUACACUGACCCGCAAAUCCUCAUCCACGCCUCCCAGCGCACAAGCGCCCGGCUCUCCUGCGGACACCCUGAUCACCGAGCAGCCCGGUGAGCUGGCCACAUCUCCAAUCCCCACUCCCCCUCCUGGAGACAGGGGCAGCUCAGACGACGUGUCGCCCAAUCGGCCGGAUUCCUCACAUGUCUAUUCGUCCCACGUGGAGGAGCGGCCACCCCCUCCGUACCCUUCCUCGUCCUCCCAUCCCGGCCCUCACCACUUCUACCCCAAGCCCCCUCCCUGCUCUCGACCCGUCGCCCCCGGGCCCGAGUCCCAGCCUCCCAGCUCCCCGCCUCAGCCCCUGCGCUGGGCAGGCUUCACCCCACCCCUUCCCCUACCCAUACCACCCCCGUCUUCUUCAUCCACCUCCUCUUCACUCGAUAUCAAUUCUAAUCCCAAGCCUAGCUGCCUGCACUUUCCCAAACACGUCCCCGUGUGUGACGCGCCGCAUGCCGCUCCGCCUGACCCCAAUGCCUCGCCCCCCUACUUUAAAACCCCUCUCGUGCUGACCCGCCACGACUUGUCCCUCGGAAACCCCCCUAGCCUCCCCUCCUCCGCCCCACCGCCCUGGGCCGCCUGUCCAUGUUCCCGCGAGAGAGGACCCCCCAGGCUGACUAGCACUCUGAAGAGCAAGGAGCUCUCUCCUGUGAUUGGCCACAAGGCUAUGCAGGCGUCAGGAGCAACAGUGCCCCCUGUCAGCGGUCAGCAGAGCAACAGCCAGUCUCCCCACUCUGCCGAGCACAGCCCCCACACCUUACGUAAUGCCUCUAAGAAACUGGCCCCCGUGCCGCCCAAGGUUCCCUACGGCCAGUCGGGGGGGAUGUCAGACCAAUCCACAGGUCAGCCGUCUCCGGUCAGCCUGUCCCCCACUCCCCCAAGUACUCCCUCCCCAUACGGUUUGGGCUGUCCCCCUGGACACGCACCCACCUCUUCCCCUGGCCAGACCCCAUUAGGGGGACCCCAUACGUUGUCCUCACUGCCCUCUCUGACUGGUACGCUCACAAAGUCCCGACCCACCCCAAAGCCCAGACAGAGACCCAGUCUACCCCCUCCCCAGCCACCCACCGUCCCCCCUACGGCCCCCCAGCCCCUGGAUCAGGGUCUACUUGACGGAUUGUCCCCCGGGGAGAGCAUGUCCACAGCUGUGUGAGGCCAGGGACUGAGUGUGGGCUGAGUGUGAGGGGGACAUUUAGGGUAAGCCAGAACCUGCUGUGCCCGUUCCAUAGCCUCAUCUCACACUGUCUGGCCUGGUGCUGUGGCUGAAUCUGGGGCCUCUACCGCAGCCUUGUUCUCUGUCUCAUACCGUAAAACUUCCUUCUCCAGCUCUGUCAUUCUCUCCCAGUCGCGGGGCUGUCCUUGGCUUCCUCAUUCUGUCAGUGUAGUCUGUGCAUGGUGUGAAACUGGUCUAUGCAUGGCUUAUGGCCUUACUUUUCCGAGCAGCAUCACACAUUUGCCAGCGUCGUCGCUUAUGAAGUCCAUCUCAACGCGUCCAGCCCUGACCUCACAUCGUGAUCCAUUCCCCCUCCCAAUGUCCCCACCACCACAUAGGUGGGCCCAGGUAAACCCUAACCAAACUCGCUUUGAGUCGAGUCCAUCGCACAAUGACAGUAUAACUCUCUGCCCCCCACAGUCGUGACUACACCAUCUUGCGACCAUUUCAUUCUUACACAGGGGAGGUCAUCACAAUCAGAUACAGUCCACCAAUCCACAAAGUCCACUGACAAGUUUCUUAAUGUUACCGCAUUUUCAAUUUACACCCAUCUUGUUGUCUAUGUGUAGAGUAUUUUGUUCAUUGUGGUCAGUGUUGGGGGUAACACGUUACAAGUAACAUAACGUUGCGCAUAUUUCUUGUUGAGAAUCAAGUAAAGUGACGUGUUAGUAUUAACAUUUAUGCUACAGUACUUUUUCGAACAUGGAACAGGUUUAGUGUAGUAUGUAAACACUUAUGUAACAGAGCAUAAGUAACAUAAUGGUAACAGUGCAUAAGUAACAUAAUGGUAACAGUGCAUAAGUAACAUGUAACAUUAACAGAGUAUAUGUAACAGUGGUAACAUCGCAUAAGUAACACGUAAUGUUAAUAGCACAAGUAACACAAUGGUAACAGUGCAUAAGUAACACAUAAUGUUAACAGAGCAUAAGUAACAAAAUGGUAACAGUACAUAAGUAACACGUAAUGUUAACAGAGCAUAAGUAACACAAUGGUAGCAGUGCAUAAGUAACACAUAAUGUUAACAGUGCAUAUGUAACACGUAACGUUAACAGAGCAUACGUAACACAAUGGUAACAGUGCAUAAGUAACACAUAAUGUUAACAGAGCAUACGUAACACAAUGGUAACAGUGCAUAUGCAACACGUAACGUUAACAGAGCAUACGUAACACAAUGGUAACAGUGCAUAUGUAACACUUAACGUUAACAGAGCAUACGUAACACAAAUGGUAACAGCACAUUAAGUAACACAUAACAUUAACAGAGCAUAAGUAACACAAUGGUAACAGCGCAUAAGUAGCACGUAACAUUAACAGGGCACAAGUUACGUAAUAGUAACAGUCCAUAAGUAACACUUUAUUACUAAUAAGUAAUAUUACUUUUCUGUAAAUUAUCUGAUACAAUUGGAAACAUCCUAUUACAAUUAACUUACAUGAAGUGUAUUCACGUUACUGAUAAAUAGCAUACUAAAGCCACCUUAAAUUCUGUAACAAGCAUGUUACAAACAGACACAUGUGUAAAGCAUUUUUUUUCCAGAAAUUGUAACUCCUGUAUAAAAACACUUAUGCAGUCUUUGUGUGAUAAACAAUCAUAAAUGUGGUUUCAUGCUAUAUUUGUUGUUGUGGGCAAAUCAUGUCAGGAUAUAUAAUACUUUUCACAGUUAAAUUACCUAAAAAUUUCUAUAAGCCAAGCAGGAAACCACCAUUCUAGAAGACAGAGAGCCUUAGCUAAUUGACGCCUGGACAAAAUAACACAAAAAUAUCACUUAACAUUUCAUAAAAGCUAACAAUGUAAUCGAAGUACAUGUAACGUGUUACUAUUUAAAGUAACAUUCCCCAGCACUGAUUGUGGUGAACUGUUGAUUCUAUCUUUGUUUCUUUCUGAAAAGCUGCAAAAAGCUUUAUGUGGUACUUUAGAUUUCAUAUGAGCAUAGCAGAGAUUUUGCACUGAGGCAGGACAGGUUUAAUUUCAAAUGAAACAGAUAUUUCACCUUCCUCCCCAAUGGCUCAGUGUAACAGAAUCACUGUGCAGAAUGCCAGGAAACAGUCUGAUGUGCCCCUCUCCUGAUGCAACCCAUAUUAAACACUCUUCGCUGACUUCACGUCUAACAGUGGUCUGGGAACUAAAUUUGCUUUUUGCUCUCUCUCUCUCCUUGUUUCGUUUUCAACAUCCUCAUCAUCGCAUUUCCACCGUUUCUCUCUGUACCGUAAACUUGUCUUGUCACUUCACUUUUGUGGCCAUCGCUCUCAUUUGCAUGAUCCUAUAGCAGAUUUCUUCAGUUUGGAAAUUCCCUCCAUCAACGUCAAUCUGGACAGCCUGUUGGAUGAGUUCAGGGUGGUCCCAUGUCGGAGCUCCUUUGCUGUGAUCAGCUCUCCGGAGGGGGAGUCCGUGUCCGAGGAGGAGGGCCAA
This is a messenger RNA of Carassius auratus (goldfish), 5527 nucleotides long. RefSeq names its product rho GTPase-activating protein 44-like. The record is from RefSeq and is a predicted model, not a curated record. Gene Ontology annotation, cellular component: leading edge membrane; dendritic spine; intracellular anatomical structure. Bases 268 to 3060 code for a protein of 930 amino acids. Gene Ontology annotation, molecular function: GTPase activator activity; protein binding. The transcript has 22 exons. NCBI's taxonomy places the organism in Eukaryota, Metazoa, Chordata, Actinopteri, Cypriniformes, Cyprinidae. Gene Ontology annotation, biological process: negative regulation of Rac protein signal transduction; modification of dendritic spine; signal transduction.